Molecule: messenger RNA, 411 nt
Organism: Leptosomus discolor (cuckoo roller)
Lineage: Eukaryota; Metazoa; Chordata; Aves; Leptosomiformes; Leptosomidae
Source: RefSeq, a predicted model, not a curated record
AAUAUCUCCAUGCAUAACACAGUUGGAGGAGCAAUGGCAGGACCUGGAUCUCAUCAGCUGACAAAUACAAGGAUGCCAAACCACGACACCAGCGUUGUGAUUCAACAAGCCAUGCCAUCUCCACAGUCCAGUUCGGUCAUUACACAAGCACCUUCCACAAAUCGACAGAUUGGGCCUGUCCCAGGUUCUCUGUCUUCACUACUGCACCUACACAACCGACAAAGACAGCCUAUGCCUGCCUCUAUGCCUGGCACCCUGCCCAACCCUACCAUGCCUGGAUCUUCUGCUGUACUCAUGCCUAUGGAGCGACAAAUGUCAAUGAACUCCAACAUCAUGGGGAUGCAGGGGCCGAACCUCAAUAAUCCUUGUGCUUCACCUCAAGUUCCCCCAAUGCAUUCAGAAGCCAAAAUG